Molecule: messenger RNA, 747 nt
Organism: Nestor notabilis (Kea)
Lineage: Eukaryota; Metazoa; Chordata; Aves; Psittaciformes; Psittacidae
Product: lysine-specific demethylase PHF2-like
Exons: 4
Biological process (GO): protein demethylation; regulation of transcription by RNA polymerase II
Molecular function (GO): histone demethylase activity; transcription coregulator activity
Source: RefSeq, a predicted model, not a curated record
GUCAGCCACCUGCCUCACCCAGCACGCAGGAAGCAAUCCAGGGCAUGCUAUCCAUGGCAAACCUCCAGUCCUCAGAGUCCUGCCUCCAGCCAUCGUGGGGUACCAACCAGGCGAAGAAUAACUCCAUCUCCACACAGAACUCUAAAAAAACAGGUGGUGGCAGCAACAAAAACACCGGCAAACGGUUACUGAAGAAAAGCACAAAGAACAACAUCGACAUAGAAGAUUAUGAUGAGGACCAGGACCACUUAGAUGCCUGUUUUAAAGAUUCAGACUAUGUUUACCCUUCUCUUGAAUCAGAUGAAGAUAAUCCAGUUUUCAAAUCCCGAUCAAAGAAAAGGAAAAGUUCAGAUGAUGCCCCUUACAGUCCAACUGCACGAGUUGGCCCCUCGGUGCCUCGACAAGACAGACCAGUGCGAGAGGGCACAAGAGUCGCCUCCAUAGAAACUGGACUCGCCGCUGCUGCCGCCAAGUUGUCACAGCAGGAGGAACAAAAAGGCAAGAAGAAAAAAAAUACCAAAAAGAAGCUGUCAACCAACAACGUGAACAAACUGGCUCAGGAAGGCAGCUCACCAGAGCCGAAGCUGGAGUCACAUGCCAGCAGCCUCACAGAUCACGAGUACACCGCAGGGGCCAGCACCUUUGGGGUCGCCCAGCCUAACAGGGGAUCGCAGCCGAUGGCACCUGGUGUUUUCCUCACACAGAGGAGACCCUCAUCAUCCUCGCAGAACAAUGCCUCCGCCAAAG